AUGAAACAAAAAAGCUCCAUCGGUGCUCCUGCCCAACAUAAUCAGUCCAGUCGGAAGGGGAAGAAAGCCUGGAGAAAAAAUGUUGACCUUGGAGACAUUGAGGAAGGCAUGGAGGGAUUGCGGGCGGAAGAAAGAAUCACAGGGUCGAUCCUGCAAAAGAAGACGAACGACGAAUUAUUCCAGGUCGAUGUGAAGGGAGAUGAACGUGUUCGAAGAUCCGUUCCCAAGUUCUCCACCUCCCUCCUGACUUCAACUAAAAUCCUCUCACAACGCUCCGCUGUUCCUGCCGUCUACUCGCGCCCUACCGCUUCAAAGAAGAGAACCGCUCUCACACAUGAAGAGAAGGGGAGACUGCUCCGGAUGGGCAAGAGGCCUAGUAGAGGUCCUUUCAAUGCAAUAAUGGACCCGACGGAAUUUGGAGCCGGAAGUGCGAUGCUCGAGGUGAGUGAAGCUGUGAGGGAGAGUGGGCGUUACAAUGUGUGGGGAGAGCAAGAUGUAGAUUUCGCCGUCAAAGCCAAGCAUCCGAGAACUCCUCAUCCCCGUUCCUCAAUUGCACUACCAGCCGUCCCUUCUCCACAUGAAGGGACGUCAUACAACCCGCUUGUCACUUCGCACCUGGACCUUUUGCGGACAGCGCAUGAGAUUGAAGAACGCCGUCUGCGAGAAGCGUCAAAAUUGGAGGAGACAAAGGAAAAGAUUGAAAAGGGACGUCAGACUGCAGCUUUUGCAGAGAUUGACGGCGUAGCCUCGGGGAUGAAGGUGGAUGAUUCGAAUGCCGACGAUACUGUGGAUUCCACAGCGCGGGAGCCAGACUCGGAAGCUCGACCUGUGAAGAAGGUUCCGGAUAGGAAGACAAAGCAACAGAGGAGAAAGGCCGACCGUCUGCGUGCGGAGAGACGCGCGAUCGCUGAUAAAAUUGCCAAAAAGCGCAUGCUCGCCUCUGUUGACUCGGCGAGAGCGUUCAGGAAAGCUCUCAGCAGAAACCUUGCUGUACAGGAGCGGCUGCGUGCACAACGCCAGGCAGUGAUGGAGGAAGAGCUUAAGAAGGGGCUGGCGGGCAAGAAGUUAGGGAAACACAAAGUACCCGAGGGUGAAGUAGAGGUACAACUCAGUGAGGAUCUCAGUGAGAGCUUAAGGGCAUUAAAGCCCGAAGGCAACCUAUUCCGCGAUCGUUUCCUCAGCAUGCAACAUCGCGCUCUUAUUGAGCCCCGUGUACCUGUCUUACCGAAGAGGCGUAGGACGAGGAUUAAGGAAUAUGAGAAGCACGCCUUUAAGCGAUUUGAUAGGGAUCAAUGA
Fibroporia radiculosa is the source of this 1296-nucleotide messenger RNA. RefSeq lists its product as uncharacterized. The record is from RefSeq and is a predicted model, not a curated record. Gene Ontology annotation, molecular function: 5S rRNA binding. Gene Ontology annotation, cellular component: nucleolus. The transcript has 7 exons. The coding region runs from base 1 to 1296 and encodes 431 amino acids. Gene Ontology annotation, biological process: rRNA processing; ribosomal large subunit assembly. Lineage: Eukaryota; Fungi; Basidiomycota; Agaricomycetes; Polyporales; Fibroporiaceae.